UUAAGGGAUGGCCCCUUUAAUGAUCAUUCACGUUGUAUCAAUGUAUGAUUUGAAACACAGGACCGGCCGCGGCAAUUGGCUCCACACAUUUGUCAUCAGUAAAAACGGGUUUCAUUGGCCCAUUCUGCAAAUUUCCAGCCUUCCACCACAAAACAGAAAUGCUCGGAUUCUGAUGUUAACAUUUUUUUUAAAAACGUUAAUGACAAAUGCACGUCGAGGCUGAUCAGGCGGAGCAAGUGCUUGAGACUGUGAUGUCGGUGGAUUUGUGCGCCAUCUCUCCGGGAGGUGACAGAGUUGCUUCUGCUGCCGACCAGGGGGGUUCCUCCGUCAUCUCGGGGCUCCUUCUCCACCUGCUGUCUUCCGCCAGCCCAAGGUCGGUGGGUGCCGGUGAAUUCCUCUCCGUUUUGGCAGUCCGCCGUUACCUGGGCGAAGCGUCCGGUGAAGCCGGCCCUGGUGCUGCCCCCUGCUACCUGUACGAUGUAACAGUGACCGACGGUAACUGCCGGCUCAGGUGCCACCUGUCGCCCCGGCUCAACCCGCUGGUGCAGCGGAACUGCGUGAGGGCCGGCUGUGGUAUCCGCAUCACCCGCUGCAGCCUGGUCUACGAAGAGAAGAGGCUGAACCGCUGUUUCCUGCAGAUCGAGGCGCUGGAGCUGGGCGGGACGGAGCACCAUCCCCAGAUGGACACCAAUGCCCCGGGCUGUGCACCUCUCCGCACCCUCGCCUCCACCCAGCGGGGAAGGGUCUUACUGGCCACGAUGCUCUCUGCAACUCCCGUGAAAGGCGGGAGGACCCAUUACUUACCCCUGUGGAAUAACACCGACCCCAGCGGCCCAGAAUGGAACUCCACGAAGCACUCACCUGCCCCCGAGGGUCAACUGGAUGCAGCUUGCAGAUUCAUUUCUCUCCAACACCUGGCCAGGACGUGGAGGACAAGGGUGGACUUCCCGCACCUUCUGGUCCGGGUCAUGUACAAGUCCCGGUUACGUUACUACGGGAGGCCCAGCACCAAGGUGGACUUUCCCUAUCAGGCAUACCUGGAAGUGGCCGACCACUCUGGCAUGAUGCCGGUGGUACUGUGGAACUCGUUGUGCCGAGAAUGGUACCAGUCUCUACACGUUGGCACGGUGUUGCUGCUCCAUCGAUACUCUGUCAAGCAGGGUUACCAGCAAAGGACCUGGGCCACUCACUGUGACUCGCAGGUGAAGAGUUUUCGCUUUGUAGAGAUCUGCCUCAAUCCACGGGAACCUCGCACCGAAAUCCAGAUUGUGCCGACUAAGCAAGUUAAAGCUGAGUGGAGGCUGCCUGACAUCAAGUAUAAUUUCAUCACAAGAGUGGAGUUGGACAAAAUGCCUGACCCUUGCACCUGUGAUGUCAUUGGAGUGGUGACCUUUGUGGGAAGAUGUCAAAGAAGAAGAAAAGAAGAGGGCAGCGAGGAUUUCUACCUGUACCGCUGGGUACAUGCUGUAGAUGGCAGCACCCAGCAACCUUUCAUCCUUGAACUCUUCGCAACUUCACAGCCUGAAACAUUUCAACAAAUUCACCCGAUGACCUACCUGGUGUGCACGCAGAUGAGAGUGGUUCGAGAGUUCGGCAUUUCCUACCUCACAACCUCCAAUGAAAGUCAGAUAUACAUCUCAGGCCUUCACAAAGGACAGCCGUACACUCAGGACCCGAAGGUGCAGGCCUUCAUUCAGUGGGUGAAAGGGCAACACGAGAAGCAGUUGCUGAAGAAGUCUGUCAUGGGUGGCUACUACUCAUUCCCUCCAGCCCCGAGCUUAUUUCAAGAUUACUGUAAAAACCUGAGCGAUGAGGCAGUGUUGACCUCCGCAAGCGACCUGAAGAAGGUGAUUGCAAGCUUGCAUUACAGGGAACACCGGCGGAUCGCGUUGCAAGCCACCAUUGCUGCAGUUCGAUACAUUGGACUCACGGAGUUGGUGGAAGGACAGGGAACUGACCACGUACAGAAUGCGCAAGACAUUUCGGGUCCCUCGCUGAAGGAAGACAAUGUUUCCUCACAGUUGUCAUCAGAACCAGUCCGAUCCGGGGAACGUCCAGAGAAAGACCUGAACCAGCCGGCAGAGAGGCUUCGGACCGUGCCGACCAAACCCCAGCGGAGGUGUCAGUCACCAGUGCUCAAUCACUACGCAUUAAGACGCAGAUAUCCUUUGAGGAAUUCACAAAAGACUGACAACAGCAAAGGGCAAACAUCAAGGAUGUCUAGGAAGAAGUUUCCGGAGGCACCAGGCGUAAUGAGGAAGAGAAAGCCAGCGAGCAGAUCGAGGGCCGGGUUACUGAAGAGGAAGGCGUCCGAUCGUGUUCCUGAUGACACCGUGAAUGGCAAAGGAUUCUCACAAGCUGCAGAGGAACCUGUGGCGGCUAAUAAAGAUUCAGAUGAAGAUGCGAGAACUGAAGAGACGGAGAUGAACAGCACCUCUCGAUGUACGUGGGAAAGCACUCUGUGGCCAGAGAUGAAGGAACAUCUGUCAGUGCACUUACAGUUUGGUCAGCUCCUUUCCGAGAGUGUUCCUCGGACAUUUGACUACAAACAUAGAGACUUUCUGAUGCAGCGGUGUAACCUUCAGCCUGCAGAGUACAAGGCAGACGCAGUCACCUCUAGCAUGGACCUUGAGAGAUUUGGACCAGCCUGUGACCAUGGUUACUACAGUGUGACAAUCAUUGGUAUCAAUCACCAGGUCGCCAUUGACGUUGUAUUUCGACCGUCCAUGAAGAGUCAUGAAGGACUCUGCACGUUGGGUCAUCCGAUGGAAAGCCAUGACAACAGGCUGGCCUCCAUUUUGGCCAGUGGAUACAUCUGUGAUGAACAAUCCACCAGUGGCAAUCAGCAAGAACCAGCGUCUGCCUCUCCAGAUCACAUUGUAAGAACCGCAGCCGAUCUGGACAACCUGCACGUCAUCUGCAUCAUGGACCUUUGCCAUCACGGUGGGGACAACUCUGAAGCAAUUUUAAACAAAAUAUACAUGGUGACUGAAUAACACCAUCAACUCUUCAAUAUCCAUUCCUAGUUCAUAGAUUCUAGACUUUGCUCCGGGUCUUACCGCUCGAGUUACCACCUCGAUAUAACUAUCAACAAUGCGCACUAUAGAAAAUAUUUGCAGUAAUAUUUUAUUUUAUGUGAUUUUUUUUUACCAAUGGGUGUGUAUGUAUUCAGCCUUUAAUCUCUCAAAUAAAUCUCUGUAUUAAAUAGA
Amblyraja radiata (thorny skate) is the source of this 3209-nucleotide messenger RNA. RefSeq names its product RPA1 related single stranded DNA binding protein (gene radx). The transcript has 17 exons. Gene Ontology annotation, molecular function: single-stranded DNA binding. Lineage: Eukaryota; Metazoa; Chordata; Chondrichthyes; Rajiformes; Rajidae. The coding region runs from base 207 to 2996 and encodes 929 amino acids. The record is from RefSeq and is a predicted model, not a curated record.